This is a messenger RNA of Rhizopus microsporus ATCC 52813, 432 nucleotides long. RefSeq lists its product as uncharacterized. The transcript is spliced from 3 exons. Gene Ontology annotation, cellular component: mitochondrion. The coding region runs from base 1 to 432 and encodes 143 amino acids. The record is from RefSeq and is a predicted model, not a curated record. Lineage: Eukaryota; Fungi; Mucoromycota; Mucoromycetes; Mucorales; Rhizopodaceae.
AUGUCCAUUAGAUUCAUUCGUUCAAUUCAUUAUAAAAGAAUACCUAAUUAUCGUGGAUACUGGGAUCGUAUACUAGAACAACCCAGCAGCAAUAGGCCGAGGACACCUAUACCGAUACCUAUAGAAAUCAUAGAAGAACCGCCUAUGCCGAGUCGACCGAAACAGUUUGUGUAUCUAAAGGGAGUGCCGCUGGAAGUGCCUGAAAGACCUGAACAACCUACGAAUUGCUGCAUGAGUGGCUGCGCUCACUGUGUAUGGGAUAUUUAUCAAGAAGACAUAGACGAUUAUAGACAUAGAAAGGAAAGCCUGAUACAAAGAUUUAAAGACGCAGGAGAACAAGUGCCGAAAGAAUUAGAAUCAGAACAAGACGAUAUGGAAAUAAUGGAUCCAACCAUGAAGGCAUUUCUAGAGAUGGAGAAAAAGCUUAAAUAG